AUGGUGGAGUACCCAGGUGCGACCAGCUGUCAGGGCUUGUGUGGACUGAAGAUAUUUAAUCCUCCUGUGCCAGUAACCCAGAACAUAGGGACACUCCAUCCGGGCAAGAUGAUCUUCAUCAGUGGAACCCCAAAUCCAGAUUGUCCCGGAUUUUCAAACAACGCCAAGAGCGGAAAUGAAAAUGCUUUCCACUUUGACGUUCGCUUUAGUUUUGGAAACGACACAAAUGUGAUCGUAAGGAAUGCUAAGCAAGAUACGAAAUGGGGCACACCCGAGGAGACGCUGAGUUCUUCCUUCCCGUUCUGUCGUGGAAAUUCCUUUGAAAUUAUUAUCCUUGUUGAGUUAUCAUGUUACAAGGUCGCAGUAAACAACCAACACUUGGUCGAGUUCAACCAUCGUUUUCCGCUGAAUAAAGUUGACCUACUCCGUAAUCGAGGUGAUGUAAAAAUUUCCAUGGUCAGAAUUCAAGGUUGAAUAUUAUAAAAGGACAAAGUCAAGUCCAGUUUACCGAAAGAAUAUUUAUUAUUGACAUUGGUUUUCUGUUUUACCAUAUUAACC
Messenger RNA from Mercenaria mercenaria, 558 nucleotides. Its product is annotated as galectin-5-like. The transcript is spliced from 5 exons. The record is from RefSeq and is a predicted model, not a curated record. Bases 1 to 474 code for a protein of 157 amino acids. Lineage: Eukaryota; Metazoa; Mollusca; Bivalvia; Venerida; Veneridae. Gene Ontology annotation, molecular function: carbohydrate binding.